GUCAACACUCUCGCGAUCCGCAGAAAGGGAGAGUGCAGAAGAAAGGCGAAGCGAAGACGCGGCGGAGAUGUGGCCUUCAAUGGGUCGCGGUCGUGGAGCUCCGGCGGGUCUGGCCUGGUCUCCACUUCAUUCAGCCGAAAGAGAUUAUCUCUGCACUUGCUCGACGGCGUCGUCGCGAUCGCUUAUGUAACCCCAAGCGGCUACAUGGCUCCCGAGUGGAGAAGAGGGCUAUAAAACGGCGUGCGGCCGCGAUUGCCGAAUCAUUUCCAGUCAGUCGAUCAUCCGAGAGAGUCCUUGGCAACGAAUCCAGAGAAAUGGCGGCCCGUUUCAUAAUCAGUGCGCUCCUGCUGGCCAGUCCGGCCGUUUGGGGCAAGCCCACCUUCGGACGCGAGCACGUCCACAUCCGCAUCCACCUGCCGGAGAGCGGUGGCGACCACGGCGGUCACGGCGGAGGCGGCGACUUCGGAGGCCACGGAGGCGGUGACUUCGGAGGCCAUGGAGGCGGCGGUGGCUACGAGAUUCACUCCCACGACGGGGGCUACAGCGGCGGCGGUGGCGGUGGAGGCGGUGCCCAUGUGAACACCUAUGCCAUCAUCACUGAGAACCACUCUUCCGGUGGAGGCGGAGGCCACGGCGGAUACAGCUCUGGUGGCUACAGCUCCGGUGGAUACAGUUCCGGUGGCCACGAUGAUGCCAAGAUUGCCGCCAUCGCAGCUGCCGCUGGUUCGUCCUCCUCCGAUCACGGACAUGGUCACGGAGGCUACAGCGGCGGCGGCGGCGGACACGACGGUCAUGCCAUCGCCAACAUUGCAGCCAUCGCCGCCAGCUCGGACUCCUCUUCCCACGGAGGCAGCGGAGGCUACGGAGGAUACAGCGGUGGCGGCGGACACGGAGGCUACAGCGGAGGUGGACACAGCGGCGGAGGCCAUGACACCCAGGUGAUUGUCGCUGCCGCCGCUGCUGGCGAUUCCUCCUCCGGCGGAUACAGCGGAGGCUCCUCGGGUGGCUAUGACUACUCCGGUGGCUCCUCGUACAGCAGUGGCUCCUCCUCCUACAGCUCCGGUGGCUACAGCGGAGGACACGGUGGUGGCUACAGCAGCGGUGGUGGCUCCAGCUACGAUACCCAGGUGGUGGCUGCUGCUGCUGCUUCCGCAGGCGGUGGCUCCUACGGCGGCUCCUCCGGAGGCGGUGGUGGUGGCGAUGGCUACAGCUACUCGGCGCCGGCUUCCGGCGGCUGGGCAGGAUCAGCCCCCAGCUCCAGCUGGAAGUAGGCGGCAAUGUCCGGCCUUGGCCAUCUGGUCGUCUAGUCCACUGUUCACGCCCUGCAGUUCACUCCAUCCAUCCACGGAACUCCUAACUUAUAUACGACUCGUUUCGCUCAUCCAUAUUCCACACAUCGUCACGCGAUGCUGAUGUACAAAAUAAACCAUGUUAGUGUAAUAAUUUAAA
Drosophila takahashii is the source of this 1449-nucleotide messenger RNA. RefSeq lists its product as uncharacterized. The record is from RefSeq and is a predicted model, not a curated record. NCBI's taxonomy places the organism in Eukaryota, Metazoa, Arthropoda, Insecta, Diptera, Drosophilidae.